Molecule: messenger RNA, 1864 nt
Organism: Agelaius phoeniceus (red-winged blackbird)
Lineage: Eukaryota; Metazoa; Chordata; Aves; Passeriformes; Icteridae
Gene: TMEM144
Product: transmembrane protein 144
Biological process (GO): carbohydrate transmembrane transport
Cellular component (GO): membrane
Molecular function (GO): carbohydrate transmembrane transporter activity
Source: RefSeq, a predicted model, not a curated record
AUGGCGGCGAGACAAAGGCAGUGGAAAACCACCCCCGGCUCGCCUCCGCCCCGCUCCCGGACGGAAGAAGAGGCCAGUGGGCAGAAGCGGAUGGAGGCGGGCGGGGCCCAGGCGCGGGGCGGUACCGGCGCGGGCGGGCGGCCGCGAUUCUGCCUGGACCUGCAGCAAAACAACUCCACAAAAAGAAACACCUUCAGAACAAAGAUGAAUAUUGGGAAAGCUUACAGUGCUGCUAACAUCAGCAAUGGAACAGAUCUAGCUAUUGGCUUUACCUCUUCCACAGUAGCUGUCCUUCUGUUUGGGACAAACUUUGUGCCUGUCAAGAAAUUUGAUACUGGUGAUGGCAUGUUUUUCCAGUGGAUUCUCUGUGCCUCCAUAUGGAUAGUUUCUUUGGUGGUCAAUUUGAUCCAGAAUUGCCCCCGGUUUUGGCCCCUGGCUAUGGUUGGAGGUUUUGUGUGGGCUACAGGCAAUGUUACAGUUGUCCCUAUUGUUAAAACUAUUGGCUUAGCUCUUGGUCUCUUGAUAUGGGCUUCUUUUAAUUUGCUAACAGGCUGGGCAAGUUCAAGGUUUGGUUGGUUUGGAAUUGACCCGGAAGAGGUAUCAAGACCAAUCUUAAACUAUAUUGGAGCUGGACUUUCACUUAUAAGUGCUGUCAUAUUUCUUUUUAUAAAAACUGAAGUCCAGAGUUCUUCAACUUCAUUAGAAAGCACACCUUUACUGAGAGAAAGUUCUAUAAAUGUUUCUGAAGAGACCACUGAGGACUCAUGGGUGAGCAAGCUUUCUCCAGCUAAAAGGAGACUCACAGGCUGUAGCCUGGCUGUAGUGGCUGGAAUACUCUAUGGUUCCAGUUUUGUACCAGUACUUUACAUCAAGGACCAUGGAAGAAGAAAUGAAACUGUAUACACAGGAGCAAGUCAGUUUGAUUUAGAUUACGUUUUUGCACACUUCAGUGGAAUAUUUCUUACAAGUACCGUCUACUUUUUGAUCUAUUGUGCAGUCAGGAAGAAUAAACCUUACGUUUAUCCCCAAGCCAUAUUGCCAGGGUUUGUUUCUGGUGUGCUUUGGGCAAUAGCCAAUUGCUGCUGGUUCCUGGCCAAUCACUAUCUCAGUGCUGUCGUCAGCUUUCCAAUAAUUACUGCAGGUCCUGGCCUUGUUGCUGCAAUGUGGGGAGUCCUUGUAUUUAAGGAAAUCAAGGGGCUGAAAAACUACAUGCUACUGUCAGUAUCGUUUUGCAUCAUUUUGGCUGGAUCACUUUCCACAGCUUUUUCUAAAGUUUGAAAAGACCUUCUGGACCAGUAGAUGGUGCUAGCAUUUAACACAAAUAGAAAGAUCAUGUUGGUAGAUCACAAUACAUAAUAAUUUUCAAAAUGUAUGUCCAACAUUUACAGUAACUUACUUCAGCCAAGUGGAAAAUGAAAACAUUUGGCAUGAAAGAAAAUCUGGAAAUACUUGUUCCUGUUUUUCUUGGAAUAGUAAGAAAAUCAAAGGACUUUGAUUAAUCAAAGCUAAAUGAUUUUAUUGUUAGUAAUUUUUUGAUAUUUUCAUUCAGGUGCUAAACUUCAUGUCAUCAUAAAUUCUGGAUAAAUUGUUGUGAUAGUGGAUAGUGAUUUUAAUGUUAGUUUAUAAUACUGUCUGUAUGUGUUUGCAAGCUGAUUUGUUUUAUUAAAACAUUUUUCUUACUGGCUUGAUUGAGAUACAUCUUGAAAUAUUCCUUAUGAAACUGAUACACAUGAAGAUAAUAAAGCUUUUCUUUUAUUUAGAAUCAUUAUUCUUUACAUUCAUUAGUUUACAUGAAAAUAUUAUCUUCCAGUCGCUUUAGAUUUGUGAAGGAAAUUGAGUAAAAAGGGUGCUGCAAAAUAAACUA